AUGGGCUCAAUCGCACUUACACAACCUUCUGUCAAGGAGGAGAUGGGCCUCUGCAGAGUCCCCAUCAAGUACAACGAAAGGUACAAGCCGAGCGGGACCAAAUCCUAUGUCAACCUCAUGGCCCGAUAUGGUUUCCAGCCAACCCAGCCAGGACCUUAUGGAUACAUCAACAGGAUGUUCCAACGUGGCUUGGCCGGAUCAACGGUCGCGCUCGGCGGGCGUGCGCACAUGGAGAAGGUCCUGGCCCGCAAGAGCGAGGUCGAAGGUGGCUAUGGCGGACAAGUCACUGCCGAUGAUAUUCAAAACGAGUCGCUGUACCUCUGUGAGGUGAAGAUCGGUACUCCGGCGCAGAAGCUCGAGUUGCAGCUGGACACGGCCUCUUCAGAUAUAUGGGUUUUCUCUUCAGGUUCCAGUCGCGGCGUCAACCGCACCAACUUUGACGCAUGGAAAUCAUCGUCUUUCAGUUGCCAAAGCGACAAGACGUGGGUCAUGAAGCGACCCGAUGGCAGCUCCAUCUCCGGGGAGGUAGGCACGGACACUGUGGUGGUGGGCGGCCUGGAGGUCCCGGACCAGCUCCUAGGGCUGGGCAAGGUCGUUGGCGGCACCUCUACCGAGAGGAUGGUGGCCGACGGCACUCUAGGCCUCUCGAUGCCGCAGACAAGGUAUAUUCAGAGGAACGGAGUCAACGACCCACAGACAUCAUUUGUGGCCAGGAUGGCCGAGGCAAAGAUCUUGCCCGAGGAUGCGCAGCUCUUCACGACAGCCUUGUGCAGGCCAACCCAGGGAGGCAAACAAGAGUCGUUUUGCACUUUUGGAUAUGUGGACGAGGACAUGGUGGACGGCGAAAUCUCCUGGGCGAAGGUGGACAGCGGCAAAGGCAUGUGGAUGUUCCCGUCGGCCAGCACCACCAUCAAUGACGAUAAGAUAUCGCGGUCCGGCAACAUGGCGGUUGUCGACAGCUCCACACCCCUCAUCCUCCUCAGCGACGAGGCCUGUGAGGCCUUUUACAAGAAGAUCGAGGGCGCCAAGUACAGCAGACUACGCCAGGGAUGGUUGGUUCCUGGGGGUGAGACACAAGGCAUGCCGGAGCUGCGCGUGGCAGUAGGUGAGACCGAAUUUGGCAUCUCGACUUCUGAGUACGCGUUUUCGCCAGCAGACGGCGACAUGUUCUUUGGCGUUGUUCAGUCGAGGGGGAACAAUGAGUUUGAUGUGCUUGGCGUUCCUUUUCUGAGAUCAGUCUAUGCGAUCUGGGACUUUGGGCACCAGCGCUUUGGGUGCAUUGCAAGGAGCAAAUAA
Messenger RNA from Pyricularia oryzae 70-15, 1296 nucleotides. Its product is annotated as aspartic endopeptidase. The record is from RefSeq and is a predicted model, not a curated record. Gene Ontology annotation, molecular function: aspartic-type endopeptidase activity. The coding region runs from base 1 to 1296 and encodes 431 amino acids. The transcript has 3 exons. NCBI's taxonomy places the organism in Eukaryota, Fungi, Ascomycota, Sordariomycetes, Magnaporthales, Pyriculariaceae. Gene Ontology annotation, biological process: proteolysis.